Penaeus indicus is the source of this 999-nucleotide messenger RNA. RefSeq lists its product as uncharacterized. The record is from RefSeq and is a predicted model, not a curated record. NCBI's taxonomy places the organism in Eukaryota, Metazoa, Arthropoda, Malacostraca, Decapoda, Penaeidae. Bases 1 to 999 code for a protein of 332 amino acids. The transcript has 9 exons.
AUGGCAGGCGCUGAGGGUGGCGUCGGCGAGGCGUCAGCGGGCCUUCAGCGGAGAGCCACAGCAGGGGGUGACAUCAACUCGAGGCCGCUGAAGGAGGUUCGGACCGGGAGGUGUAGGAGGACGAUUCUUCCAGCUGUGAUGCUGGUCCGUCAGCUGCGGCUGGCGCAGAAGGAGCAGCAGCAGGCGCACGAGGACACGGACGAGGACGAAGACGAGGAGGACCCUUCAUCCACGGACGUCAUCUCGAGGGACAAGCUCAUCCUCAGACCGCUGCUGGAUAAGGAUAACAAUGAGAGAUUGGAUGAUACACAUGAAUUUGGCCUGGGUGACUGCCUGGACUACAUCCGCACCGGCAUGGAAGCCAUUGUGGACGACGAAGUGACAAAGAGGUUCUCUGCCGAGGAACUGACUUCGUGGAACUUCCUCACACGAACUAACUGCCAGUAUGAAUUCAUCAGCGUGCGGCUCACCAUCUUCUGGGUGGUGGGCUUCAUCCUUCGGUACUUCCUCCUCCUGCCAUUGCGAAUCCUUAUCCUCAUUAUUGGGGUGGUGCAGAUGGUGGUUUUGACCUUAAUACUUGGACUGCUGCCUGAAGGUUCAGUGAAGCCCAUGCCCAUCCCGCCCCCUGACGCCCCCUUCGGCGCCACCCUCGAGCAGGAACCUCCUUACUGGGUAGGCUCCAUCGCCAACUACACGUGUCCCGACGGAAAGAUGUCUCCACGGGGCGACACGUACUUCUCGAUCGUCGCCAACGAGACCGCCUGGAGCGUUCUCGACCCUGAGUUCGGCUGUUACAACGGCUUACAUAAAGCUUUAAGUAUGUUGGCCAUUUCUACGAACAUUAUUAGAAUAAAGUGUUAUACUUCGUUCCGUGAGCAGAGCGCCAGUCGACCGGUGACCGCCGACAUGGGAGGGUGGGUCGUCGCGGCGCUCUUCUGCCUGGUCGCGGUCACACGGGGCAACAAAUAUAGCUCCCGAGGUCCCUGGAAAUCUAUGUAA